AUGUGGACGCCUCGCAGUCUUGGAUUUGGCGAUUCAAAGGGCCAGGAGGACCAAGGAAUCUCAGUAUCUACCUUCCUUGCUUCGCUGGCAACUGGCGCUGUCGUUUUUGCCCUCGAAUCCCUCUUGUUCUUGGUCUUGAAAGGAAAUCUUCGCAGAAUAUAUCAACCUCGCACAUAUCUCGUGCCAGAUCGCGAACGAACUAAACCACCACCCCCUGGCUUAUUCGGUUGGGUCUUUUCUGUAUUUCAGACCUCCAACUCAGAAUUCAUCCAAAAAUGCGGCUUGGAUGCUUAUUUCUUCCUACGAUAUCUCCGCAUGCUUUUGAAAAUUUUCCUUCCACUCGGUCUAGUUAUUCUGCCAAUCUUGAUUCCCAUGAACAAGAUAGGAGGAAAGGACAAUAAUGUCAUCAGUCACAACAAUGACACAACAUGGAACAUAACUGGUUUAGAUCAACUUGCCUGGAGCAAUAUCACGCCCAACCAUACUGACCGAUACUGGGCACAUUUGGUGUUGGCCGUAUUGUCCAUUAUUUAUAUCUGUGCAGUAUUUUUCGAUGAGCUGCGUGGAUAUAUAAGGCUGCGGCAGGCGUACCUUACCUCGCCUCAACACAGACUAAGAGCCUCUGCUACAACUGUCCUUGUUACUGCAAUUCCUAAGGGGUGGUUGACGGUAGAGGCACUAACUAACUUAUACGAUGUAUUUCCCGGGGGGAUUCGAAAUAUUUGGAUUAACCGACAGCUGGAUGAGCUGAACGAGAAAGUCAAGCUAAGAGAUAAGCUUGCUCUAGCAUUGGAGGCCGCAGAAACUGAGUUGAUCAUGAAGUGCAAAAAGUCCCAAUUGAAAAAGGCUAAAGCGGAGGCCAAAAAGGCAGGAAAGAAAUCCAAAAAUGAAAGCAAGAAACAACAGGAGACAACGGACAAAAAGGCUGCUGAGCUAGCAAUGCAGGCUGGUAUCAGCUCGGGUGAUCCUCAUCAGAUUGCUCAUAAUGUACACGAAGCUUUAAACAUGGACCGCCAAAGUCUCAAUCCGGAACCGCAACAUCAUAAGAGGAAGUUUUUUGUUGGUGGCGGUAUCAACAAUGCUUUCAGCCACGGGACUAGCGCACUGGGUAAAACCUUCGCGGGAGGCUUUAGAAAUGUCAAGGAGGAGCUGGAGAGAACCCCUGGUUUGGCUGAUGACGAGCAGGUUUCUAUUUCCAGCAAAGAAGAUAACAAGAGGGAAAAUGAUUCCCUGGAUAUGUCUACUCGCCCUAGCCUCGAUAGUAAUAAGGGCUCUUUCAAAGGUGACUCGCAAUCACAGCAAAAACCAACCAACCAACAUGCUAGCGAAGAACAGAACUCGCGCCGCCCUGGCUGGAGGAGGAAGUCAUCAUCCAUCUCUCACCUAAGCCGUCGAAGUGACAAAGCUCUACCACAAGGCGAUGAAAUACCAUUGACUAGGAUUGAGUCUACAGAGCAACAGAAUAACCAAGAAUUUAACGACGUCGACGAUGGUGAUGUUUUGCGCAAAGCGAAAGAAGGCACGAAAGAAAGUGAGAAAAGAAGUCAAGAAUAUCCUCUCGCUUACAACGAAAACUAUAAAAAUGAGUGCGGAGAACCACUCUGGAAAAUGUAUAUCCGACAAAAGGAUCGCGAGACAAUGCGCCUCCCUAUUUUUGGGUUCAGUUGGAUGCCAUCUUUACCUCUAAUCGGCAAAAAGGUCGAUACUAUUGAUUACUGCCGGAAAGAAGUGGCACGGCUUAACGUAGAAAUUGAAAUCGAUCAACAGCACCCGGAGAAAUUCCCCUUGAUGAAUUCGGCUUUUAUCCAAUUCAACCAUCAGGUAGCAGCACAUAUGGCUUGUCAAGCCGUCAGUCACCACAUUCCAAAGCAAAUGGCUCCACGGGUGGUUGAGAUCUCACCAGACGAUGUUAUCUGGGACAACAUGUCCAUUAAAUGGUGGGAACGAUAUCUACGUACCGGUGGUAUAUUCAUUGUUGUCUGUGGCAUGGUUGCCGGCUGGGCUAUUCCAGUUGCCUUCACUGGAGUCCUAUCUCAGCUCUCGUACCUAGAAGGGAAAUUCUCAUGGCUUGCGUGGUUGUCUAAGUUGCCACACUGGCUAUUUUCAGCAGUGCAGGGUGUCCUGCCCCCGUUAUUCUUGUCUCUAUUAAUGGUGCUGCUUCCGUUGAUUCUCCGUUUCCUUUCCCAGACCCAGGGUCUGCAGACAGGCAUGUCUGUGGAAUUGAUGGUUUCCAAUUACUAUUUUGCAUUUCUCUUUGUUCAGCUAUUUCUUGUCGUGACUAUUUCAUCCAGUUUCUCCACGCUGGUUGAUUCAGUCACGGAUGUAACGGGCUGGCCUGAACUUCUCGCCGACAACAUUCCCAAAUCCAGCAACUACUUUUUCUCCUACAUGAUCCUUCGCGCCAUGUCUGUCAGUGCUGGUGCACUAGCCCAAGUCUGGAACUUGAUUAAAUGGUUUAUCCUUGGACCGAUGUUUGACAACACUGCAAGAAAUAAGUGGUCGCGAACUACCAAUCUACACCGAAUGAAAUGGGGAAGUUUCUUCCCUGUAUAUACCGUUCUCGCAUGCAUCGUCAUCGCUCCGCUUAUUGUAGUCUUUGUUAUUGCUACCUUUGCUCUCUUUUGGUUUGUGUAUCGCUAUAAUACGCUCUACGUCACGAAAUUCCGCUUCGACACUGGUGGACUCCUAUUUCCUAAAGCUAUCAACCAGCUUUUCACGGGGCUUUAUGUUAUGGAGCUGUGCUUGAUUGGCCUUUUCUUCCUUGUACGAGACGAGCACGACGCAGUGGCAUGUCAGGGACAAGCAAUCAUCAUGAUCGUUGUUUUGAUUCUCACUCUUGGCUAUCAAUACCUAUUGAACGAGGCAUUUUCCCCGCUCAUUCGCUACUUGCCAAUCACGCUAGAGGACGAUGCUGUCCGUAGAGACGAGGAAUUUGCGAGAGCUCAACAAAUCCGACACGGCUGGCAUAUUGAUGACGACGGCGGUGACACGAGUGAGCAACCCGAACAUGAGGAAGGCCACAGUUACGCAGAUAAAAAGGAGAUUGAACUGCAAAACAUCGGCCAGGAAGAAGGAGAAGAGAGAAACAAAGACAAAUUUUUGAAUGUAAUUGGUGGACUAGGCAAGCGAGCUGCGGCAAGGCCAGGCUCUUGGGCAGAUCGUUCACGAACACGGCGCUCCAAAUACUUCGGCACGAAUUCCGGCUACGACGUACCGAGCAUUCAAAAAUUGCGGCAGCAACUGGCGUACAAAGCUGAAGACGAAGAAACAAGAGGAACUGGAUCUAACGGGAUGGGGAGGUCUUUAUUCGCCGGUAUUCAUGAUGAAUUAGAGGAUCUCACCCCCGAUGAACGCGACCAACUUGUCCAACGGGCAUUCCAGCACGACGCUCUGAGAGCAAAGCGUCCUGUCAUAUGGAUCCCCCGCGAUGAUCUUGGAGUCAGUGAUGACGAGAUCUACUGCACCCAGCGAUUCAGCAAACAUGUAUGGAUCAGUAACGAAUAUCAAGCGCUGGAUGGGAAAUGUCGGACCAUUUUUAGUCGCAGUCCGCCUGACUUUUCGGAGGUUGACUUGAUUCAACUGUGA
Talaromyces atroroseus is the source of this 3585-nucleotide messenger RNA. RefSeq lists its product as hypothetical. The record is from RefSeq and is a predicted model, not a curated record. Gene Ontology annotation, molecular function: calcium-activated cation channel activity. Bases 1 to 3585 code for a protein of 1194 amino acids. The transcript is spliced from 3 exons. Gene Ontology annotation, cellular component: plasma membrane. NCBI's taxonomy places the organism in Eukaryota, Fungi, Ascomycota, Eurotiomycetes, Eurotiales, Trichocomaceae.